Notechis scutatus (mainland tiger snake) is the source of this 1761-nucleotide messenger RNA. Lineage: Eukaryota; Metazoa; Chordata; Lepidosauria; Squamata; Elapidae. The record is from RefSeq and is a predicted model, not a curated record.
CGCGAGAGGUGCAGGCAUGCCUUCAAAUGACCCCUCGACCCCCCCUUCCUGGCCUGCAGAGGACAAGAGGAGAUCAUUGGCCAGGCCAGGUCCAACAUGGGGGGGCCACGUGGGGCAGCCUGAGAAGAUGGAAAGGGCCCCCCGUCAUGACCCCCCGAAGCCCAGCUGCCCAGGGAGUGAAGGAGAAAAGGACUCUGGAUUUUCAGACAGGAGCUCGGAGUGCCUGAGUGCCCUUGAGCAGACGGACACCGGGGAUCCGGGCAGCCCCCCCUUGCCUCCGGGGCCGGCCGAGUGGCAGGAAGCCAAGGGGGGUCUCACACCUCUCUACCUCAUCCAGAAUGUGAUCCUCGAACAGACCCUGGGAGUGUCCCCCACGGCCCCCUUCCUGGCCUGGAGCAACCAGCGCCCCCUGGAGACUGCCUACAGCUCUGCAGCCCACCUCCUCCUCUUCCAGGAGCCCACGGCCUCUCUGAAGCCCAUGGUCCCCAGCCAGAAGCCCUCUGCCAAGGAGAUCCGCUUCCCCACCCUUGGCGCUUACCCCAGAAUUGCUCCUCACCCAGGCCGGCAGCCCGAGGAAGCACCCAGCCCAGCGGCAGAGCCCAUCAGGCACAAGCGGCUCUACGUGGGGGAGGCCUGGGCGCCUCCAGAAGCCCCCACUGGAAAGGACAGCUGGGAGAAGUCGCCCGAAGGGUUGCCCACCAGCCUACAGACGGCUGCCCUUGUGUGCCCACAGGCCCCCGCUCAUCCCCCCUUGCCCUGCGCUGGGCGCAGGACGGCUGUCAAAGGCGCCAGGAGACCGGGGGAGCACAGCCUGGUGAGACAGCGCCGCCUGCACAACACGGUGGAGAUCCUGCGCAGGUCGGGGCUGCUGGGCAUCACGCUCCGGACAAAGGAGCUGCUCCGGCAGAACAGCAGGGCCCAGCAGGAGCUGGCCCAGCUGCGGGAAGAGGCCCAGCUGCUCUGCCAGGCCGUCCGGAACAGCGACUGGCAGGCGUGGGCUCGCCUUCAGGGCGCCGUCGGCCACUCGGCAGCCCCCUGCCUGCCCAGCAAGGGGGCCGGCACUGAGACCCCCUUGGGGCAGCAGCCGAAUUUAGCCACUCAGCCCCCCGGCCUGGACACCCCCUUGCCCACCGCCCGGCCCUGCCUGCCCCCCCCCCCCCCCCCCCCCGAGCUCACAUCGGGCCCUGGGCAAAGGCCAGCGUCUCUCUCGCCAAAGGAACUCUCAGCCGCCCCCAGGCCCUGCCUGGCCUUGCCCUGCCAUCCAUCCUUGGUCUCAGGGCGGGCUGGCUUCUCCGGAGCCCCCAGGAUGGGGCUUAGCAGGCACAGGAUCGGAGCCCAGCGAGACGGAGGGGAAGGAAGGCGUUUGGGAAGCUCCCGUCGUGUUGGGCAUUGUUUGCGUCAGCUGUGAGCCUCCGUCUCCAGAGUUCAGGCAGUCGGAAGCGGCGGACCCACCCAAAGGAGUGACAGUCGAGACGCCCCCUCCCGCCGCCCAUCGGCUAGCAACUGCGCUGCCUUGUUCAUCUGGCCACCUGUGCCCUGAAGGAGCUGGUUCUCUGCUGAUGAACUCUGGGCUUGCUCUGCCGUUGCCAGAAGAGGCGCUAAUUAAAAAAAGCAAAAAUCUGGAUGUGAUUCAGCCUUUGUCUUUCGCCCUGUGUGGGUCCGAGGGGGCUGCCAUGGGGUGAAGGUGUGCUGGGGCAGCCACUGCAGGGCAGCAAAACCUCGGAGUGGGCCAAGUCUUGAGCACCCCGGAAUCAGCCCUUC